AUGGUUACACUUUCGUCUCUGGUCUUUGGGCUGUCCGCUGCUGCUGGGGUCUUUGCCCUUCCCAGCGACCUCUCCGGCGAGCUUUCCAAGCGCCAGACAAUCACCACCAGCCAGACCGGCACCAACAAUGGAUUCUACUACUCGUUCUGGACCAACGGCGACGGUGCUGUAUCCUAUACCAAUGGCAAUGCUGGCGAAUACAGCGUGACUUGGGCAAACCAAAACGGCGGGGAUUUCACCUGCGGAAAGGGGUGGAAUCCAGGUAGUGCUCAUGACAUUACAUUCUCCGGUACCUUCAGUCCAUCGGGUAACGCUUAUCUCUCCGUUUAUGGCUGGACUACCAGCCCACUAGUUGAAUACUAUAUCCUCGAGAGCUACGGCGAUUACAACCCGGGCUCCAGCAUGACGCACAAGGGAACCGUUACCAGUGACGGCGCUACCUACGAUAUCUAUGAGCACCAGCAAGUCAACCAGCCUUCAAUUUCAGGAACGGCUACUUUUAAUCAGUACUGGUCCAUCCGCCGCAGCAAGCGUUCCAGCGGUAUUGUCACCACCGCCAACCAUUUUAAUGCAUGGGCAAGUCUCGGCAUGAAGUUGGGUGCCUUCAACUAUCAGAUUGUGUCCACCGAAGGAUAUGAAAGCAGUGGCAAGUCCACGAUCACGGUCUCAUCGGGAGGGUCGUCCAGCAGCGGUACCUCUAAAAGUAGCACCACCACUACCACCAAGACCACCACUCACACUACUGCUUCCGAUCGCACCUCCUCUGGCGGCUCGGAAAGUUGCGCUUCUAUUUACGCCCAGUGUGGUGGCCUAGGCUGGAAAGGCGCUACCUGCUGCGCAUCCGGGUCCACCUGCACUUAUUCCAAUGCCUACUACUCCCAGUGUCUGGCAUAA
This is a messenger RNA of Aspergillus ochraceoroseus IBT 24754, 894 nucleotides long. RefSeq lists its product as uncharacterized. Gene Ontology annotation, molecular function: hydrolase activity, hydrolyzing O-glycosyl compounds; cellulose binding. Gene Ontology annotation, cellular component: extracellular region. Bases 1 to 894 code for a protein of 297 amino acids. The record is from RefSeq and is a predicted model, not a curated record. The transcript has 3 exons. Gene Ontology annotation, biological process: xylan catabolic process. NCBI's taxonomy places the organism in Eukaryota, Fungi, Ascomycota, Eurotiomycetes, Eurotiales, Aspergillaceae.